This is a messenger RNA of Portunus trituberculatus (swimming crab), 686 nucleotides long. RefSeq names its product acanthoscurrin-2-like. The transcript is spliced from 3 exons. The coding region runs from base 93 to 686 and encodes 197 amino acids. The record is from RefSeq and is a predicted model, not a curated record. NCBI's taxonomy places the organism in Eukaryota, Metazoa, Arthropoda, Malacostraca, Decapoda, Portunidae.
GGAAAUGUAUAUAAGAGAACGCAAAGAGCCGACGCCGCUUCACUCGCAACCUGUCUGGCCCUGGAAGAGCCAGCCAACACGGAGCAUCCAAAAUGAAACUUACCCAGUGGGUGGUGGCCCUCCUGCUGGCCCUCACGGCGGCGUUUGCUAAUGCCGAACCCGCUCCUGAAGCACUUGCUGAUCCUGAGCCAACCAAGGGAGGAGGCAGAGGACGGCAGAGCUAUGGCCGCAUGACCUACCGACCCGUCAUGAUGAUGCGAAGCUACGGCGGCGGCGGCGGCGGCGGCUUCGGGAAGGGCAAAGGAGGAGGAGGCUACGGAGGAGGGAUAGGCAAAGGAGGCGGUGGUUUCGGAGGAGGUUACGGAGGAGGAAAGGGCAAAGGAGGAGGAGGAGGAGGAUACGGAGGAGGCCUAAGCAAAGGAGGCGGUGGUUUCGGAGGAGGAAAGGGUGGAAAGGGCAAAGGUGGAGGAAGAGGAGGAUACGGCGGAGGAUUUGGAGGUGGGAAAGGCAAGGGUGGAGGACAAAGGCGUGGAUAUGGAGGUGGCGGAGGAAAGGGUGGAUUCGGAGGAGGCAAGGGUGGUGGAGGAUACAGAGGUGGAUUUGGAGGUGGAAAGGGGAAGGGUGGAGGAGGUUUCCGUGGUGGGUAUAUGAUGAGCAGCUACGGAAGUGGAGGACACGGGUGGUGA